AUGGAGCAAGAGAAGGUGAGGAUUCGUCUGGUGUUUGAGGAUCAACGGGUUCUGAGUAAGACCCAGAAGAAGCAAGGUCUCAAGCGGAGCUGGGUUGUUCUGAAUCCUAAACUUCACCGAACUGUUUCAGAGUUUUCAGCUCAUCUUCUUCACACAUUUUGCCUCUUCGAAGCUUGUCCUCAUGGCCUCUCUCUAUCUAUGGACGGUUUCGUUUUACCGCCGUUUGAGUCAAGCUCUGUGUUGAAGGAUAAAGAUAUUGUGUGUGUUAAGAGAAAGAAGGAACCUUUGUUAGAGAUUGUUGAGGAAGAGAGUGAGGAGAAUGUUUGUGCUGCGAUUGAGGGUGACGAGAGGGCUUUUGGUGCGAUGCUUCUUGCUAAUGAGGAGUUCCAGAAGGAAACUGGAGGGUAUGAAAGUGAGUCUGAGGAAGAUGAGUUUGAAGAGAUUGUUGUAGAGAAGAAGAUUUCAAAGAAACGUAAAGCUUCGAGCAAAAGCGCAAGCCCCAAGAGGAAGAAGUGUAAGAUAGCUACUACUGAAGAAAGUCCUGUGGAAAGAGAGACGGAAGCUGUUGUAAGCAAAAGCAAUGUUGUCAAGAAGAGGAAAACAUCGGAUGCACAGAGAACUGAAAAUGAAGAGCAGGAUGAAGUUAAAGCCAAGUCUAUGACCAAGUCAAAGAAGUCCUCGAAACAAGCAGAAAGCAAAGAGCCUACCGAACAGUGCAACAUGUCUGGUGAAACUAAAAAGACACCUAGCAGAAGCGCUCGGCGUAAAAAGGCUAAACGCCAAUGGUUGAGAGAGAAGACCAAACAAGAGAAGGAAGAGUAUUUACAGUUUAAACAGAAGCAGAUGGUUGUAGCACCCAGCCAAAAACCAGCUUUCACUACAAACCACCAAGUAACCAAGGAAAAUCGCUCUGAAGCUCUCGAAACUCAAAAGCCAGAUGAUAAAGGUGAUGAAGUGGUUCCUGUGGAAGUGAGGCCAGGCCACAUUCGCUUCGAGCCGCUCGAUGAAACAGAUCAAGAUUCCCCUGAAACUGCACCUCCUGCGGAAAAUUUUGUGUGGAAGGGGAACAUGACGAAGAAGAAAGGCCAAAAAUGGGGAACAGAGAAGGCAGGAUUUUCCAAACGAUAUGCUCAGGAUAUGGAUGAAGAUACUUAUCAGACACAGUUCACUGAGGCAGAGACAAUUACUAAGGAUCAGAUCGACUUUGAACAGCUUGUGGCUUAUUCUGGCUCAGUAAAGAAAGGAGAUGUUAUUGCAUACCGUCUCAUUGAGCUAACAUCAUCUUGGAAUCCUGAAGUUUCCCCCUUUCGAGUUGGAAAGAUAAGCUACUAUGAUCCAGAAACCAAGAAGGUGACUUUGAUGCCUGUUGAUGAAUAUCCAAUGGAGAAGAAGACAGAAGAGGAGACCGACGGUUCCUCAGUGCAACCUGAUACAUCACUUUAUAAAGAAGACGGAUCCUUGGAGAUAGAGUUUUCUUCUCUGCUCGAUGUCCGCUGCAUCAAAACUAGCAGCUCAGAUACCUCAGAAGUCGCCAAGUCAGCACCGCCCAAACCUGACCAAACAGCUACAAAUCCAAAACUGAGCACAGACAACUGUGUGCAAACCCCUGUAAAAGGAAAUGGGAAAGUGGACCCUUGGGAAGAACUAAGUAACGCUCUAAGCGCGAAAAAGGCACAACUGUCUCAAACCAACAAUGGGUGGAACAAGAAAGCGAGUUCAAGUGGAGUCUCAACGUGGUCUUCCAAGGCACUGCGAGGCAGCGGAAUGGGAGGUGUAGUGAGCUAUCUAAGAUCUCAGAAAGAGAUAUGAUCAACUAGGUUUAACAUCUUUUCGAAUCUCUGAUGAUUUUUCCUUUUUAAAUAAUAGUAGAUGAAAAAAACUCAGACAAAAGAAGAGAAACCAUUUUGUUUUGAUCUUGUGAAGGCAUUGCUGAGUUUUCGUUUGAGUAGGAUUUUAUGUAUAGAGAAAAAAGAUGGAUGUGUUCUCCUCAAAGAUCAUUUUAUUUUUAUGCUGAGAGUCCAUUCAAAAUGUGUUUGUAUCAAUCAUAUCCAUUCUUGAAC
Eruca vesicaria subsp. sativa (arugula) is the source of this 2060-nucleotide messenger RNA. Lineage: Eukaryota; Viridiplantae; Streptophyta; Magnoliopsida; Brassicales; Brassicaceae. The record is from the annotation of a GenBank genome assembly.